UCAGGAACCCAUCCAAGCUCCAGACUGUGGGGUCAGUUCCACAGUGCUGGGAACUCUCUUCUCUGGGGUGACUGUGAUCGUAGAAGGACUGCGGCAGUGUCCGAGCUGGCCUUUCAUCAUGGCCCAAACUGCAGCUGUGAUUGGAGGAGCUGUGAUCUUGGUGGCCAUGCCUGUGGUGCUCAGCGCCAUUGGCCUCCCCAGCGCAGGAAUCACUGCCAGCUCCAUGACCAAGAUGAUGUCCGCUGCGGCCACCGCCAUCACCAGAGUUGCCAUGGGCAGCCUCAUGGCUGCUCUGCGGUCAGUGAUUCUGUCUCACGGAGCUGCCCGGCCUGCAUGUCCUUCUCUGCUCACCCGCCGCCUAUUCCCCAGGAGUGGCCUGACUCUUCCCGUGAUGCAGACUCAUGCUGGUCUCCGCUGA
This is a messenger RNA of Propithecus coquereli (Coquerel's sifaka), 418 nucleotides long. RefSeq names its product interferon alpha-inducible protein 27-like protein 2. NCBI's taxonomy places the organism in Eukaryota, Metazoa, Chordata, Mammalia, Primates, Indriidae. The record is from RefSeq and is a predicted model, not a curated record. The transcript has 6 exons. Bases 119 to 418 code for a protein of 99 amino acids. Gene Ontology annotation, cellular component: membrane.